ACUCAGUCCGUGCGCCCCAUGAGCUGAUAGCAAGUGAAUUACUGUUCCCCGGAUAAGUCCGGUAGGGCUGGUUAAAGACAUCCUCUCGCAAGCCUUUUGUGCAUCAACAUCUAAGUACUUUUGCUGUUUGUCAGGGUUCGUGAUGGACAACAGUCAAGAGUCCAAAGAAAGCACGGACCGGUCCGACCUGGUUUCUGAAGACGGAAAGAACAGCAAGACUGUGCUGUGUCAGCGCUGCGGAUCCAAGGUGCUGUGCCCGGGGAUGGCUGUGUUUGCAGAAAAAGAGCUGUUCCUACCCUCCAUGCGGAAAAAGAGCGGCCUCAGCACCACAGACGGCUCAGUGGACGGGGACACUCUGACUGCCCACUGGUUAGUGGACGACAUGUUCACUUUUGAGAAUGUGGGCUUCACUAACAACGUGGGGAGAAUUAAGUAUCUCAUCUGCGCAGAUUGUGAGAUUGGACCAAUCGGCUGGCACUGUUUGGAUGAUAAGAAAAGUUUCUACAUCGCUAUGGAAAGGGUGAAUCAUGCAUAGUGUAAAUGCAUAUGUGAUCCCACAGAACUUUAAAAAAAAUGUGCUGGCAGGCUAUGCAUCUUUUCAUGGAUUUACCCAGCCAACCUAAUCCAUCACACACACUUGAUACAUUCUGUACAUGCGGAUCUUGUUGUUAUGUGCACUGAAUUAUUCAUGAUAACAGUGCUGUGUCUCUACCAUUCACAGUUUAACAGUGAGACCAUUCUGUACUAAUAAACAUUUUUGGGGGGAAGCUGUCGAAUGUUAUCCUCCAGAUGUUUCCUGGGUAAUAUGAUGUUAGUUUCUUCAUCUCAGUGUUUCCAAGCCACGAAAAAAAUAUGCUCCCAGUCAGAUUAAUAAGAUUGAGAUAUCUGUAUUAUGUGUGGAAUCUGUAUUCAAAAGUAAAAACUUUUGCUUGAUUAUGCUCUGCUCACUUGCUCAGAUAAUGAGGGUGUGUUACUUUUUGGAUUUUGGGCUGAAUGCCCAACAUAAAAAAUGACUCAUCAGGAAACAUGUAUUAGGAACCUCUGAUUUCACUUUUUUUUUACAUUUCAUGGGUUAAUUGAUUACUCUGAAACAUUAGAUUAUUAAAUUCUGGGAUUAGUCACUUGCUGAAUCCCAUAUCAGGUCCUUGUUUGUGUGUGUUUGCUCAGAGGACACAGGGAAUGGAUUACAUAUUGAACUUACAUAUUUACCCUGUAACUAUACUAGUUUGUUAAAUAUUUUAAGUUAUCAAAUUGCUAUCAUAGCAUAUGCAUGGUCUCUCAAGUAACCAAAGCAAAUCCUGCUCAGUGUUCAACAGUCAAGAGUAGUCUUCUUCUCAGAUGUGCAGGAAAAUUAAUGUCAGUGCACUGAGGGCUGUUGUGGCUCUUAAAUCCUUGGCUGUGUGCAAUACACUCCUGCUAGGUAAUCCAGAGAUGAUGUUAGCUGUGUUAUUUUAUUCACCAAAUUUGUACUUGCUCAAAGUUAACCCAUGAAUCUUGAAAUGUGUCAGGGACAACAGUGAACAGACCACAGUAAUAAAAAUGCAGAUGGCUUUUAAUCAAAACAAAACAGGCUAAAGGGUUUGGUUUACCCAGAUUAUCAAAACAAAAACA
Molecule: messenger RNA, 1611 nt
Organism: Toxotes jaculatrix (banded archerfish)
Lineage: Eukaryota; Metazoa; Chordata; Actinopteri; Toxotidae
Gene: rabif
Product: RAB interacting factor
Exons: 2
Coding region: 143-535 (130 amino acids)
Biological process (GO): small GTPase-mediated signal transduction; post-Golgi vesicle-mediated transport
Cellular component (GO): membrane; cytosol
Molecular function (GO): guanyl-nucleotide exchange factor activity; zinc ion binding
Source: RefSeq, a predicted model, not a curated record